Molecule: messenger RNA, 357 nt
Organism: Hydra vulgaris (swiftwater hydra)
Lineage: Eukaryota; Metazoa; Cnidaria; Hydrozoa; Anthoathecata; Hydridae
Source: RefSeq, a predicted model, not a curated record
AUGCUGUUCCCAACUAAUGCUCGGUGUCUCUUUACACAGUAUAUGCCUCAUAAACCGGAUAAGUUCGGAAUCGAAUUCUGGAUUUUAGCUGAUCUAAGAAGCAAAUUUUGUCUCAAUAUCAAACCGUAUCUACGUAAAGAUGAAAACCGUGUAGAAAAUUUAGGUACUGAUGUGAUCAUGUCACAAAUGGAACCUUGUUUAGGUCGCAAGUAUAAUAUUACUACAGAUAACUUUUUUACAAAUCUAUAUAUGGCAACAAAACUUUUGCAAAAGAAAACAUCAAAUAUUGGAACAGUGAAAAUGGCUUCCAUUACUCUUACAACUUCGCAUAAACAAGAACUUGGUUCUAUUGAAUGA